GAGUAAGGUUCCAAAACCGUGGCUCCCGUUCUUUUAUAGUCAGCGGUUGCUACAAAGUCUUCAAAAAUGGAGCCCUUCCUCCGCAGCCCAUUUUGAUCGAACACUGCUGUUUGGUGGCUGAGGGAAAUUCCUGGGACAUCUUAGUCAAAUGCCGGCCACAUUCUAAUCAACGUAAGAAGAAGAGAAACUGGCGAAAUGUCAUGGAGGUCUACCCCGAUGCAAAGGUAGAGAGAUGUCACAACGAUAUUGAGUUGACGUUGCCCGUCUUGAGGAAAAAUCUCGAGGUUGCUGCUUUUGGAGUUCCGAGAAAAGAUGACCAGAAACGAAUGCAAAUGACAAUCUUUGGAAAAGAGCCCACUCAAGGCUGCGACUGGAAGAUUCGAGUAUAUUUGAUAGAUGAUUCAGCAAUGGCGUUUAAGGCUGUUUGCAAGAAAGAAGCAGAAAAAGGAAACAGACUGCUGACAACUCUCUCAGGCCUAUUUGUGUCCAACAGCAAGGAAAGCAUUACAAUUGAGUUUACAGAUAUGGAUCCAGGAUGGCAAAUAAAAGGAAAUAACGUGAAGGCGAUAAGUACAAGAGAUGCCUGGAAUUCACCUGAAAACUCAGCAAAUUUCCCCCUCUGUGUUUUUGAUGUAAGUCACGUCGAUCGAACCAAGCAGCAGUUCUUUUGCGAAAUAACAGUGACACAUGACCAUGACAGCGCCAAUACCGAGAUGGUGGCUUUUUUCGAGCAGAAAAGAGGCUUAGGAAUCAAGCAGCCAAAGAAACAUAAGAAUGCUCCGAUGAAACCUCCACACGGAAAGACCAGCCAGCUGAAAUAUAUUUUUCGCUGCUUGGGUCCCACACUGAAUCGAGGCUCCAGAGACGCUUUCAAAGAUCCAGUGCUAACGUGACUGAUUUCAGUUCGUAAAAGAACUGAGAGAGUUUAUCAACAUGGAACUAGUUCGACAAACCCACGCUUCCCAGUGUCACCUUUCCUCUGGGGAAACGCUAACAGUUAGCGAUCAAACAAGAUGUUAUCCUCGGGCGUCCUUUAGGGAAAUUUAGGCUGUAUUUGCACGCGGUCGACAUAACAGUUUAAAUAGCGGGUAGAGAAAACGGUUCACAUUAUUUUGAGGACACUGGCUUAGCAAGUUUUUUAAAAGAGUAUCUCCGAGAAAAGACAAUCAUGCUGAAGUCAGCCGAGUUGACAAAAUUUACACCCCUUGGUAAACAUUAAGUUAAUUAAGGGCUCUCCAAUAAAUUGCAGUUUAUUAAGGCAACCGUAGAGCUUUAUAGCGCAAUUCAUAUUAUGGUAUUAAUAAUUUCGUUCUUUUUUACAUGAUGUUAAGGUCGUAAGUUUCUGUGGCGACUCUUUCAAUUUCAUUUAAGCAAACUGUCUUAUGUAACCUCUCAUGAGUCUAAUACAAGUAGUUUAGUUUCCCGAAAUUUUAUCCGCUUGUAGAAUUUGCGAGCAUUUGGUACGAAAUUAAACAUGAGGUUGGAGUUAAACUCGA
Molecule: messenger RNA, 1496 nt
Organism: Stylophora pistillata
Lineage: Eukaryota; Metazoa; Cnidaria; Anthozoa; Scleractinia; Pocilloporidae
Product: netrin receptor UNC5D
Source: RefSeq, a predicted model, not a curated record